Messenger RNA from Mercenaria mercenaria, 627 nucleotides. RefSeq lists its product as uncharacterized. The transcript has a single exon. NCBI's taxonomy places the organism in Eukaryota, Metazoa, Mollusca, Bivalvia, Venerida, Veneridae. Bases 1 to 627 code for a protein of 208 amino acids. The record is from RefSeq and is a predicted model, not a curated record.
AUGAGUACAUAUCAAGCGAAUUCCAUCACGUUUACGGGUGAGAGAUACACAGCCGAGUUGCCACGGAAAUUAGAUAGCCCACCUCUACCUACAAACUAUGACAUAGUGAAGCGCAGAACUGGAAACUUAUUAAACAAGUUACGUCAAGACCCAGUUACGCUGAACCAUUACAAUGUUAUAAUAAAAGAUCAGAUAAAGAAAGAAUUCAUAGAAGAAGUCAUGCCUACAGAUGAACCCGGAAAGAGAGUACACUACAUUCCCCAUCACGCCGUGAAAAAGGAAUCUUCGACAACACCCAUACGCAUUGUGUACGAUUGUAGUUGUCGGAUGUCACGAAACCACCCGAGUUUAAACGAUUGUCUGCAAUCUACACCACCGCAACUCAACGACUUGGCAGCCAUAUUAGUUCGAUUUAGAUUUCACAAAUUUGCAGUUGUUAGUGAUAUCGAGAAGGCAUUUCUGAAUGUGGGACUACACGAGAAGGACCGAGAUGUCACACGAUUUGUAUGGCCUUCAGAUCCAACUAAUCCCGACAGCCCAUUGAAAACAUAUCGUUUCAAGUCCGUACUUUUCGGAUCAGUUUGCUCCCCUUUUAUAUUAAAUGCAACAAUACUGAAGCAUCUAUAG